Molecule: messenger RNA, 930 nt
Organism: Salvelinus namaycush (lake trout)
Lineage: Eukaryota; Metazoa; Chordata; Actinopteri; Salmoniformes; Salmonidae
Exons: 8
Coding region: 133-873 (246 amino acids)
Molecular function (GO): protein binding
Source: RefSeq, a predicted model, not a curated record
UCUACCGGUAAGAUAUUGAAAUGAGCACUGUACAAUCUCAGAUCUAUGUAUGACCUCCCUGCCUCAUAGUUAGUCUGUGUAUAUUUUGCCUAUUGAAGUGAGGACUAUGUCUGUGUUUUCCAGGUGUGUGAUAUGUAUGAGGCAGUACCCUGUCGUGAGCUAGGGAUGGUGCUCAGGUAUCUCAGCGGCCGUGUCUUUGUCCUGAAACUGUUGCCAGGUAGCCAGGCUCAGGUGGACAAGUGUGUACAUCCAGGUGACAUCAUUGAUGAGAUCAACGGAAUCUCCUUACGGAAUGCCUGCAAUGGACAGGCAGGUGUGGUCCUCUCCAGGCUUAAGGGGCGUCCCCUGUCCCUGCGUGUGUUACGGUGGUGUGUGCAGGACGGGGGUGUAUAUCGCCCCAUCAUCAAACUCCUAAGAGCUCUUAGAGAAGAGAACCCCUCCCUGCAGCUAGGCCCCUCCCCUUCCUCCCAAGAACCCACCAAUCAGGGCCAGAGGCCCACACCCUCUCAGUGCCUCAAAGAGGGAAGGCAAUAUGGAGGCAAGGAGGUGCUUCAACAUGGAAUCCCCCUGGUCUUACAGCAAAACCAGCCCCGCAUGGAAGUACUUUUAGACCUUAAGGAAACCCACUUGAUCUGCACUGAGAAAUCCAAUAUGACAGAGUUGUUCCAGCAUCAUUACCCAGAGAUCUCAUGUGUAGGGCGGUUUGGCCAGCCGGACUAUACCGUCUUUGCCUUCUGCGUAGUAGACUCCCCAGAAACUCCUCAGUCAACAGGAUUCUACUGUGUGGUGCUUAGAGCCAGCGCAGUCAAAGAAUGUGAGGAGAUAGUCAACCGCAUCGCUACCGGUUUCAAGCACACGGAGUGGUUCGUAUGAAAAGAAACCCCUUGACAACUGGAUAUGUGCCAAACAUCAAAAUGUUGUGGUAAUUGA